AAAAGUGUAUGAAAAGAGUUUGUUUUUAGAGAGUGUGCAAUAAAGUCAAACUUGUGGAUGCGGUUUCAAAUUUGUGUACGUUAGUUGUUCAACUCGAUUAACAAACAAACGAAGCUGCCGCUGCAGCAAGCAACUAGGGUUUUUCAAUUUCAAUCUUCAGUUAGGUUUUUCGUUCGCUGAAACGAUGACUCGCGUCUAUAUUGGAAAUCUUGAUUCGCGAAUUUCUGAAAGGGAUCUUGAAGAUGAUUUUCAUGUUUUUGGAGUUAUACGAAGCGUUUGGGUUGCAAGGAGGCCACCUGGUUAUGCUUUCAUUGAUUUUGAUGACCGCAGAGAUGCGCUCGAUGCUAUCCGUGAAUUAGAUGGUAAAAAUGGUUGGAGGGUAGAGCUUUCUCACAACUCUAAAAGUGGGAGUGGAGGGGGAGGCAGAGGUGGUGGCGGUGGUGGUCGUGGUCGGUCUGGUGGGGGCGGUUCUGAUUUGAAAUGUUAUGAGUGUGGUGAACCUGGUCAUUUUGCACGGGAGUGUCAUUCUUCCCGUGGUGGUUCUGGAAGACGUCGGAGCCGUAGUCCGCCUCGAUUGCGCAGGAGCCCAAGUUAUGGGCGAAGGAGCUACAGUCCUCGUGAGCGGUCCCCUAGGCGGCGCAGCCCUUCUCCUCGUCGACGCAGUCCUUCACCACGUCGCCGCAGCUAUAGCAGGUCACCACCUCCUUACCGUGCCCGUGAGGGGGUAACACAAGCUAACGGAAAUGGGAUAAGGGAUGCACAUCGGAGCAGAAGUUGAUUUUUACCAGUUGGUGAAUGCGACUGUUCAGAAGAUAUCGAGAAUUUGUUAAUCUAGUUUUUUCAACUGCAGUACACAUCUGUUUUGUUGGGCAAUGCCCUGAGUUUCUACCCUAAUCGGUUUUAUUACUUUCUUGAUUUAUUGCCUUGUGUUCUUUUAUCUACACCGUAUUCUUCUAGUUUUGUUGCAGGUAAAACAGUCUUUAAGGUAGUUGCUACUAGGUUGUUAAAAAGUGUUGCGGAUCUUGAUAAAAUAUAUGCUUUUCUUCUGGUA
This is a messenger RNA of Trifolium pratense (red clover), 1051 nucleotides long. Its product is annotated as serine/arginine-rich splicing factor RSZ22A-like. Gene Ontology annotation, molecular function: zinc ion binding; RNA binding. Lineage: Eukaryota; Viridiplantae; Streptophyta; Magnoliopsida; Fabales; Fabaceae. The record is from RefSeq and is a predicted model, not a curated record. Bases 185 to 778 code for a protein of 197 amino acids. Gene Ontology annotation, biological process: mRNA splicing, via spliceosome. The transcript is spliced from 6 exons. Gene Ontology annotation, cellular component: nuclear speck.